This is a messenger RNA of Gloeophyllum trabeum ATCC 11539, 1353 nucleotides long. RefSeq lists its product as uncharacterized. Gene Ontology annotation, molecular function: G protein-coupled receptor activity. The record is from RefSeq and is a predicted model, not a curated record. Gene Ontology annotation, biological process: adenylate cyclase-activating G protein-coupled receptor signaling pathway. The coding region runs from base 1 to 1353 and encodes 450 amino acids. Gene Ontology annotation, cellular component: plasma membrane. NCBI's taxonomy places the organism in Eukaryota, Fungi, Basidiomycota, Agaricomycetes, Gloeophyllales, Gloeophyllaceae. The transcript has 8 exons.
AUGAAUAUCGGUAGUAUCACAGCAUCCGGCCUUACUACGAAUGCAAGCUUAAGCAAUGACCCCUACGGAAACUUUUCUAUCACGGGCUUCAACGGCACUAGAUGCUGGUGGCAAGACUUCGACAAUUCUAUCUAUAAUGGGAGUAACAAUCCCCAUCCCCCGAUUCACUGUCUGUCCUCGGGCGACCAGCUCGGCUUAAUGUUGGAUGUCGAAGCCGGGCUGAUAUCUGGAGUCGCCGUUUUGUUAGCGUCUCUCCUGAUCCUGCGCAACCUCUGGCGAUAUCUCAGUUCGGCUGAGAGACAGCGCGUAGGCUUUAUCCAAGAAGCAGCGGAUAUUUACGUGCUCUUAUUAUUCUUCUUCGAGAUUUUCCAAGCACUUGGCGGUAUCACAAGUAUCGAGUGGUUAAGAACGGGAAUCGUCCGCAGCGGGGGCUACUGCACUGCGCAGGGAAUCCUCCAGGAGUUCGGAGAAAUGGGCGUGGCAGCGGCAACUUUGGCUAUCGCCCUCCACACUUUCCGCGUACUGGCUUGGGGUCGCUUUACCUACGAUCACUUGGUAGCCUACAUAGUGGUCUGCGUCAUUAUAGUCUACGACGCCCUGUUCGUCGGCCUAUCCACCGGGAUCAACGCAAGCGAGGGGAAGGACUAUAUCCUACCUGAUCCAUUCUGGUGCUGGGUAGGCGAUGCAUAUAAGAAGCAGCGUAUUCUGGGGGAGUACCUCUGGAUAUGGUUCGCAUUGGUCGGAUCUAUUGUACUAUACCCGCCGUUAUACUUCCUCCUGAGGGGCGACAUUUCGUUCGAUCCCAACAGCUGGUAUCGCAUCCGCAUCCAUAGACGUGGCAAGGGCAGCGCAGACGCGACGCAAGGAAUCAACCCCUUAUCACUGAGAGGAAUGCUAGCAUAUCCCGCUGUCUAUGCGUUCACGGUGCUCCCGCUCAGCGUGACCCGUUGGACUACGUUCCACUUGAAAGGCGCCGCAUCGUUCUCUCCGAAUGCGGCGCUCACCGGGGGCACCUUCUUCGCCGAGACACUGUUCCGCCUCAGCGGCGUCUUCAACGUCAUCCUGUUGCUGCUGAUUAGACCGCAGCUGCUGUCCUUCCGCCGCGCUGCGGGGGCACAGGCGCCGUCGCUUGACAGUUUGGAUGAAGCCACUGGUAAUGGCGGCGGCGAUCCAGCUGAGCAUAGACCAUCGCUGUCUGAGAGGGGGCAUUCGAUUGGUAUGCAAGAGAUGCACUCUGGUAAUGGGCGGGGCCCGCCGAAUGGCCUUGCUGCAUUAGAGGAGCACGGCGGCUGGGAUCUCGAACACAACGACGACUCCCAGAGCUUGCAGGGUCCAGACGGUGUCAGAUCUUGA